AUGAAUGUGGUGGCAGAGAUCCAGCGUCUGAAUGAGCGUGAGCUGGAGCUAAAUGUGCCACUUUCUGGUUCCUGGCACCAGAAAUACCGGACAUCAGCAUGGAUUUUCAUUGGUGGACUGCCUUUUGAGCUCUCUGAAGGCGACGUACUGUGUGUGUUGAGUCAAUUUGGAGAAAUUGAGGAUAUUCAUUUGGUUCGUGAUGGAAAAACGGGUAAAUCCAAAGGGUUUUCGUUUAUUAAGUAUGAGGAUCAACGCAGUACUAUUUUGGCAGUGGACAAUUUAAAUGGGUCAAAGCUUUUGGAUCGUGUGUUGAGAGUGGACCACGUGCUUAAGUAUAAGUUGCCAAAAGAAUUACAGGAAGACAGUGACUCAGAGGAUGAAGAAAUAGACAAAGCGAGACGACCGAGAGGAUUACCGGGUCAUGCCUAUGAGGGCAAAGAAUUGGCUACCAAAUUUGAUUUACAGAAAGGGGUGGAGGUAUUUGCAGCUCCCAAGGAGACAUCGAAGGAAAAGAACAAGAGGAAAAAAGAAUUCAAGAAGAAGAAAAAAGAGGUCAAGAAAUUGAAAAAGAUUGAACAAAAACAGCAGCAGAUUUUUGAACAGGUGCAAAAGAGAAGACAGGAAUUAAAAUUGAAGGAAGAGAGAGAAGCAGUGCAAGGAGACGAGAUGGAUGUCGGGGCACCAUCCAGUGCGACGGGAUGGAGAGGGAGAUUGGAACCUUCUGCACCACGACCAAGACAUAAUGGUGAUAGAAAACAGCACAAUGAGGGACGAAAGACACAGCAAGACAAGAGUUACGGGGGCAUGCGUCGCAUACGCUGA
Peronospora farinosa is the source of this 822-nucleotide messenger RNA. Lineage: Eukaryota; Oomycota; Peronosporomycetes; Peronosporales; Peronosporaceae. The record is from the annotation of a GenBank genome assembly.